Aspergillus calidoustus is the source of this 1353-nucleotide messenger RNA. The record is from the annotation of a GenBank genome assembly. Lineage: Eukaryota; Fungi; Ascomycota; Eurotiomycetes; Eurotiales; Aspergillaceae.
AUGGGCAGCAUCACAACAACAACCACAACCAUGGCUCUCCCACCUUCUAUCCAAACACACCCCUCGAAGCCCUCCCCACCGUCACCACCGACACAAUCAUACAAGAAACCCUGGAUCCCAACCCCUUUAAUAAAAAGCACCCCCCUCUCCACGCUAGCAGGCUGCACAAUCCUCCUGAAACUCGAAAACACCCAACCAAGCGGCUCCUUCAAGUCCCGCGCAAUGGGCGCCCAGAUCCUCUCGCACCUCCAGAACCCAUCCAACGCCGGAAAGCGCGUACACUUCUUCGCGUCGUCGGGCGGGAACGCGGGGCUUGCGGCUGUUUGUGCGGCGAGGACCCUCGGGUUCCCGUGUACGGUUGUUGUCCCCAUCUCGACGAAGGGGCUUAUGGUGGAGAAGUUGGUUAAGGCGGGGGCUAGACGGGUCGUGAGGUAUGGGGAGACGUUUGAUGAGGCGGGGGUUUAUAUGCGGGAGGUUGUUAUGAAGGAACAGGAGGAUGGGGAAGGGGAAGAAGAGGGCGAGGUUGUGAAGAUUGCCCUGCAUCCGUUUGACCAUGAGGCAAUCUGGGAGGGGAACAGUACGCUCAUUGAUGAGUUGGUUGAGCAGGUUCCUGCUUUUGUUAGUGAGGAGGAAGAGGAUGGGCGCGUGCUGCCUGUCGAUGCUAUCGUGUGCAGUGUUGGUGGCGGUGGUCUGCUCAACGGCCUUGUGAUGGGCCUUGAGCGGCGCCGCCGACAGCUUGAGAAGGAGAAGAGACUUCCAUCGAGUGGCAAGCAGACCAAGCCGACGCACCUCCUCGCCGUUGAGACGAGGGGCACAGACUCACUCGCUGCGGCCGUCGCCAAGGGCUCUCUUGUUUCGCUGCCAAAGAUCACGUCGCAGGCGACGUCGCUUGGUGCGAUCCGUGUCUCUGAGCGGACGCUGCAGUAUGCACUGCAUCCGCCGGAGGGCGUCAAGGUGCAUAGUACCGUGCUGUCCGACGCCGAGGCGGCGCGGGGCGUGCUGCGGCUUGUGGACGAUGAGCGGCUGCUGGUUGAGUUGGCGUGCGGCGUGUGCGUCGAGGCUGCAAUUGGAGAUGCGAGUGGUGCCGUGAAGACGACGAAGAAGCGAAAGAGGGAGGUCGAUGAGGGGUAUGGGGAUGACCGGCUGUCUGCAGGAGAAAAUGAAGAUGAGGAGUUGGUUGAUGAGCUGAAGACCGAGGCCUUGCCGCUGCAGUCGCGGUUGAAGGAGCUGGUCCCGGACCUGGGUCCGCAGAGCCGCGUGGUUAUUGUUGUUUGUGGUGGAAGUAAUGUCACCAUCGAUGCAGCGGUGGAGUGGAGGAAGAUGUUGAAGGAGGGCUGGGGGUAUGAAAACUAG